This is a messenger RNA of Aspergillus affinis, 1053 nucleotides long. Its product is annotated as isopenicillin N synthase family dioxygenase. Lineage: Eukaryota; Fungi; Ascomycota; Eurotiomycetes; Eurotiales; Aspergillaceae. The record is from RefSeq and is a predicted model, not a curated record. The transcript is spliced from 6 exons. Bases 1 to 1053 code for a protein of 350 amino acids.
AUGUCGCCGUCCAUCACUCAUCCAUCAAGCCCGCAAAGCGCCGAUGUCGCUGAGAUCCCCAUAAUCGACCUGUCUAAGCUUCGAAGUCCGCACUUGGAAGAUCGCCAGAAGCUCGCAGGACAGAUCUACGAUGCCUGCACUAAUAUCGGAUUUUUCUAUAUCAAGAACCAUGGAAUCCCCGAGGAGCUCAUAACGGAAGCUCAGUCAGUGGCUCGUCGCUUUUACUCUCUCCCGGACGACCAGAAAAUGACCUACUAUCUGGGAAAAUCCAAGAAAUUUCGAGGCUACAUGCCUCUCUACUCUGAAAACUCCACCGGCUCCAAAGGAGAAGAUCCCACCGAGCAUAACACAAUGGGCACUCUGUCCGAGUCCUUCGACAUCGGAUAUGAGAUCGCAGGGGACGCGCAACGAACCGUGGAUGACGUUCUGCCUCCGGACCCUUUCAGUCUCUACGGCGACAAUCAAUGGCCUAGCGAUGAGCUCGUCCCUGGGUUGCGCGAAACAUAUCUCCGUUAUUUUUCGCAGGUGCUGGACCUGGGGCGGCGGUUAAUGCGGAUCUUUGCGCUGGCGUUGGAUCUGGAGGAGGGAUUUUUCGACGACAAGAUGAAGUAUCCGGGCGCUUCUGUGAGGAUGAUGCAUUAUCCGCCGCAGCCAGUGGAGGGCGAAACUGCCGAAGGGCUUGGGGCCCAUACGGACUAUGAAUGUUUCACGAUCCUCGCUCAGGAUCAAGUCCCGGCUCUGCAGAUUCACAGUAAUACCCGCCAGGAAUGGAUCCUGGCACCCCCGAUUCCCGGCACCCUGGUGGUGAAUAUAGGAGAUUGCUUAUCCGUCUGGACCAAUAAGAAGUUCAAAUCGACUAUGCAUCGCGUAGUGAAUCUGACCGGCCAGGAGCGACACACGAUUCCAUUCUUCUUCGGCGUGGAUUAUGAUGCUACGGUGUCUGUGCUGCCGAACUGUAUCUCGGAGGAGAGGCCUGCGUGCAGCGAGCCAUUCAAGGCGGGCGCGCAUGUGCGUCAAAUGUUAGGAAAGGCAUAUGUUGGAUAUAGUGGGUAG